CUUCACUUAACCCCGAAAUCAUUUUUUGUUAAUUCAAUAAAUAAACUCGUUUUCAGGCCUCUAUAUAUGUACCCAUUUCCACUCUCUCAAAUCCACAACUCAAAACUCAACGCGAUUUCAGCUUGAUUUGAUACCCUCCAAUUUCAAAGCAUCUUUGAUAUUUUGGUCAGAAAAUCAGAAAUGGCUUCUUUUGUUACUCAAAGUGUCCUACAAAUUUUCCUCGUGAUCUCAUUUUUUCAAAUCUCUUUGGCUGGAAGGAAGCUGAGUGAAGUGGUUCAAGACCAGCCUCAGCUCUUGACAUACCACAACGGCCCUCUCCUUUCGGGCAAAAUUACAGUCAAUCUGAUUUGGUAUGGCAAGUUCAAGCCCUCCGAGAGGACUAUUAUCUCUGAUUUUGUCACCUCUCUUUCGUCUACUAUACCAUCUGUAAACAACCAACCGUCAGUUGCCCAGUGGUGGAAAACCACGGAGAAAUACUAUCACCUCACCUCCAAGAAAUCCUCACUUUCCCUGUCUUUGGGAAAACAGAUUCUUUAUGAGAACUACUCACUUGGGAAGUCACUCAAAAACAAACAAAUUGUUGAAUUGGCCGCAAAGGGUGAUCAAAGCAAUGCCAUUAACGUUGUCUUGACAGCAUCUGAUGUUGCUGUUGAAGGGUUUUGCAUGAGCCAAUGUGGGACUCAUGGGUCUGCCUCGGGCUCAAACAAUGGUCACAUCAAGGCCAAGAGGUACUCCAAAUUCGCUUACAUCUGGGUUGGUAACUCACAGACCCAGUGCCCUGGUCAAUGUGCCUGGCCAUUCCACCAGCCCGUCUACGGACCACAAAACCCACCUUUGAUUGCACCAAACAACAAUGUGGGUCUUGACGGCAUGGUGAUCAACUUGGCUAGCCUCUUUGCCGGGACUGUCACGAACCCUUUUGGAAAUGGUUACUUCCAGGGCCCAGCUGAGGCACCAUUGGAAGCUUCAUCAGCUUGUCCUGGAAUUUAUGGUAAAGGGGCUUAUCCAGGUUAUGCAGGAAACCUACUGGUAGACCCAACAACUGGUGCUAGCUACAAUGCUCAUGGUGACAAUGGAAGGAAAUACUUGCUUCCUGCUUUAUAUGAUCCGUCUACAUCAUCUUGUUCAACUUUGGUCUAACAAUAUGAAGCAGUGAUUAGCAAAUUAGUGUUAGCAUAAUGUACGCGGUUUAUAAAAUGAUGUAAUUCUUUUAUUUGUUAAGCAAACUACUUUGGUUUGCUUUUUCAG
Durio zibethinus is the source of this 1248-nucleotide messenger RNA. The record is from RefSeq and is a predicted model, not a curated record. NCBI's taxonomy places the organism in Eukaryota, Viridiplantae, Streptophyta, Magnoliopsida, Malvales, Malvaceae.